Diabrotica virgifera virgifera (western corn rootworm) is the source of this 9394-nucleotide messenger RNA. Its product is annotated as zinc finger protein 91-like. Gene Ontology annotation, molecular function: RNA polymerase II cis-regulatory region sequence-specific DNA binding; DNA-binding transcription factor activity, RNA polymerase II-specific. Gene Ontology annotation, biological process: regulation of transcription by RNA polymerase II. The coding region runs from base 68 to 2299 and encodes 743 amino acids. Lineage: Eukaryota; Metazoa; Arthropoda; Insecta; Coleoptera; Chrysomelidae. The record is from RefSeq and is a predicted model, not a curated record. The transcript has 2 exons.
UUUAUUUAUGUAUUUCUAGAUCUAGAAUAUAGAAAUUAUUCUAUUUUUAUUAUUCAGUGUACUAGCUAUGGAAGUUAAAGUUGAAAUUAAGCAAGAGCUUGAUGAAUAUAACCAAAAAUAUAUCGACACUCGGUUGUCCACAUCAAUAGGUAUGGAGGAAUAUUUGAAAAAUGAACCAGGAGAAGAACUUCUAGGUGGAGAAGAACAAAAGGAGGAGAGGGAAAAGGAGGAGAAUGAGAAGGAGAACAAAAAGACAAUUAUAAAAACAUUAGCAGAACAUUCAUCUCUUGUGGAAAAAUGUAUGAUUCAACACCAUGAAGAUAAUCCAUUAAAUGAUAAUAUGAAAGUUCAAACUGGCCAAGGACUUUACCAAUCCAAUUUACACGAAUCUUCUUUGAAAGUACAUUUGAGAACACACACUGGAGUAAAGCCUUACUACAAAUGUGAGAUUUGUUUUAAGCAGUUUUCUUUUAAAUGUAGUUUGAAAAGACAUUUAAUGACACACACUGGAGAAACACCUUACAAGUGUGAAAUAUGUUUUAAGCAGUUCAGACAUAAAGUUUCUUUGGAUGCGCAUACGAAAGUUCACACUGGAGAAGCGCCGUACAAGUGUGAAAUUUGUUUUAAACAAUUUAGUCAAGCCGGUAAUUUGAAAACACAUUUGAUGACUCACACUGAAGAAAAGCCUUACAAGUGUGAAAUUUGUUUUAAGCAGUUUACUCAAGCCGGUAGUUUGAAAAAACAUUUGAUGACACACACUGGAGUAAAGCCUUACAAGUGUGAUAUAUGUUUUAAGCAGUUUAGUCAAACAAGUAAUCUGAAAACACAUUUGAUGACUCACACUGAAGAAAAGCCUUACAAGUGUGAAAUUUGUUUUAAGCAGUUUACUCAAGCCGGUAGUUUGAAAACACAUUUGAUGACACACACUGGAGUAAAGCCUUACAAGUGUGAUAUUUGUUUGAAGCAGUUUUCUUAUAAACAUACUUUAUAUAUCCAUUUGCGUAUUCACACUAGCACUAGAGAAACACCUCACAAGUGUGAGAUUUGUUUUAAACAGUUUCCUUUUAAAUGUAGUUUGAAGAGACAUUUAAUGAUACACACUGGAGAAACACCUUACAAGUGUGAAAUAUGUUUUAAGCAGUUCAGACAUAAAGUUUCUUUGGACGCGCAUACGAAAGUUCACACUGGAGAAGCGCUGUACAAGUGUGAAAUUUGUUUUAAACAGUUUAAACACAAAGGUAAUUUGAAGGCACAUUUGAGGCUGCACUCUGGAGAAACGCCUUACAAGUGUAAAAUAUGUUCUAAGCAGUUUAGAGAUGCUACUAAAGUAAAGAUACAUUUGCGUACUCAUACGGGGGAAAAGCCUUAUAAGUGUGAAAUUUGUUUCAAGCAAUUUAAUAUAGCAAAUAAUUUGAAAAAACAUUUGACAGUGCAUACUGGAGAAAAACCUCACAAGUGUGAAAUAUGUUUUAAGCAGUUUCGUGAAGCAAGUAAGUUAAAAAAACAUAUGCGGGUUCACACCGGAGAAAAACCGUACAAGUGUGAAAUAUGUUUUAAGCAGUUUACUCACCAACAUACUUUGAAAACACAUCUGAGAAUACACACAGGGGAAAAACGUUACAAGUGUGAAAUUUGUUUUAAGCAGUUUUCUCAACUAUUUAAUAUGAAAUCACAUCUUUUGACGCACACUGGAGAAGCACCUAACAAGUGUGAGAUCUGCUUUAAACAGUUUACUCAACAAAAUUCUUUGAAAACCCAUUUGCGUAGACAUAUGGGAGAAAAGCCUUAUAAGUGUGAUAUUUGUCUUAAGCAGUUUACUCUAGCACACGGUUUGAAAACACAUUUGAGAGUCCACACUGGAGAAAAACCGUACAAGUGUGAAAUAUGUUUUAAGCAGUUUACUCAUCAACAUAAUCUGAAAAUACAUCUUAGAUUACACACCGGAGAAAAACCUUACAGGUGUUAUAUUUGUUUUAAGCGAUGUAAUCAAGCAAUUGCUUUAAAAAAACAUUUGAGAGUGCACACUGGAGAAAAACCGUACAAGUGUGAGAUUUGUUUUAAGCAGUUUAGAGAUACAACUAAGGUAAAGAUACAUUUGCGAACUCACACAGGAGAAAAACCCUACAAGUGUGAAAUAUGUUUUAAGCAGUUUACUCAUCAACAUAAUUUGAAAACACAUCUAAGAUCACACACCGGAGAAAAACCUUACAAGUGUAAAAUUUGUUUUAAACAGUUUUCUCAACUAACUAAUAUGAAAACACAUCUUUUGGCGCACACUGGAGAAACACCUAACCAGUAGCGGCUCGUCAGAGGAGGCAAAUAAAUCUUUUACACACGCUACACUGUUCUGUUUAUCUUGAAUCGCGAAAAACAACAAGCACUCUUCAGUGGUGGCUUUUGGGGGUAGGCAGGAUAGGCCGGGCCUACCCAAUAAUUUUAAGAGCUUUAAAAUUGAAAAAGAUAUAUUCCAAAAUUAUUUUAAAGCAUGUAAAUAACUUUUAAAUGUACUAAAUCACUCAAUACAUCAGCGUCCGUUAAGACAAUUUUGUUAUUAUAUUAUCACAGAAAGCAUCGAAUCGUAUUCAGGCAUUUUAAAUCAUUAAUAGGCCCGUUCCUAUUAAUAACAUAAUAAUAAGAUCUCCGUACAAAAAGCGUUUGAAGUUAAGCAGCUUGCCGGACAAUGAUUUUAUUUGUCGUGUUAUGCUUGGUGUAUAGGCCCGAAUCGAACUGGUCUUCGCCCAGCAUCGUUGCCACUUUAAACAUAAUUAUCGAAUUCUAAUAUAAAUUUUCUUUUAAAUUUUGAUAAAAAAAUAUAUGCAACAUAAUCUAUAAUUGUAACAUAGUUUUAGACAAACAACACAAUUGUAAACAAGUGCACGUUUGCGCAAAUGAGUUCAAAAAAAUUCGUAAAAUUCGAAAAAAAAUUGUUCGAUUUUCACUAUUAUUACUAGUGGUUGGCCGAUCUCGGUUGAUUGUUUAAAUUUUUUCUUGGAAUAGUGCGAUAGUUUUAUAAUUGAUACAUAAAAAUGAGUUUUUCUGAGGCUUUACUAAAUCUGUUAAAGUUACCUUCUAAGUAUUUUUAUACAUAAAAAUAAAUUUAUAUUGGCAUAUUAUGUAUUACACAUACUUAUAUGUAAUUUGCUGGCUUGGCCUACCCAAAAUUUUACCCCACCAGCCGCCACUGACACUCUUACUAUUAUACAAAGUGUUAAUUCCACACUGUCACUAUUCGAGGUGUGCAAGUACUUGGAGGGGAUAAGAGACACGAUCGUACGCGAAUAGCGGAGAAAUAUUACAACUUUCUUAAAUAAUUCAUAUUGUCAAUUGAAAUUGUCAAAUUGACGUAUAUUUCAUACCUACUGUCAUUGAAGAAAAAUUACAUAUUGCUCCACAAUAUUGGUAUGAUAUGCAAUUAUUAUACAGUAAGAGCCACCGUACUAGACACAUGGGUAGGUACCUAAUUGCUAUGCUUAUUGGCUAAUCCGGUCCGUUCUCAGAUGCGACUUAUAUCCCUGUCAUGUUACUGUUAAGAAACUAUUAAAAAUAAUUUUUUUCCAUACAAAAAAUACAUUAAUUAUUAAUAGUAUUACUACUCUGCUUUAAAGUAACUUUAUUCAAACACCAAGAAUGUUACAAUACUUUAAAACUUUUACAACUUUAACAAAAUGACAACUAUAAACGUCAAAAUUACUUUAAAACUUUUAACAAUGUUACUUUAAAACUUUUACAACUUUAACAAAAUGACAACUAUAAACGUCAAAAUUAGAGCAGCUGUAUUUAACAUAGUUGAUCUAAUAUUUGUCAACUUUCUAUGUUAAUGUUCAGUUUGUAUACAUUUUCUGACGUUCUAAACGUCACUUGACAUAAAAAUAAACAUUGCAACAAGUGAAGGGUCCAGGACUGUAAUAGCUCAAUGUUACUAUGUAGCUAGCAGGUUGGCGCUUACUGUAUAAAGGUAAAUUUAAUUAAUUGUAUUUUGCUUGCAGUACUGCAUUUUAAUAACUAAUUUUAUGUACUACAUACAAUUGUUUACGUUUUAAUAACAUAACCUGAAUCUGACUUUUUCUUAUAAUUUUUUUGGACUAUGGCCUUGACAAUUAUCCAGUAAGCGGGACUAAUAUAAUUGGCCAAUAUAAUUAAAAGUGCGAAAAAUGUUUCGGAGCCUAUAAACCAGGUGUCGCUUUGCCGAACUUGCACGGUCCCAAUACAUAUAUCCAUACGCACGGAGCAUUAGCAUUAGAACGCGUGUUUGAGGCCUUAGUUGUUUCAUUAUUAUUGUAGGCAGCACCCUGGAUCAAGGUUCAUAGAUAGGGGGUAGGUUGUCUCGUAACUAAGUGGGCGGAAGCGAGGGGGACGGGACUGUCUACGUCACUCAUACGACAAAGUCAAAUUUAACAGUUGUUUGUGGUUAUGUUUCCGUAUAUUUUUGUGGAAUUUUCUUAUAAUAUCGUUUAUUUGUUUAAUACUUGUUGAAUUUUUAACUAUAUAAAGACAAUGUUACUAUACAUAUUUCCAACUCCAAAACUCCUGAACCAGAUGGUAACAAAAUGUUUUUACAUUUCCUAAAUACUCGAACAUAAUCAAACAAUGGGUAAUGAAAUGCUGCCAUAACGAUAAAUGGAUCUCUAAACAUAAGACAAUAUGUAGCAAACACUUCCUCGUGUCUGAUUAUGUUAAUAUGAUGUUAUGUGUUUUUUGUAUUUUUACCUAAUAAUAAAUUACGUAUAUUAUUAGUUUUUUUGUUGUUUCAUACCACUAGAAAUGAUAAAAAUUCUACACAUUCCACGAAAAACAUAAUAGGUAAGCACCUACCCAGCAAACAGACCGACGUGUUAAUUACGUGAAUUUCUGGUACAUUUGUCACCAAGAUACGUAAAUUGCUUACGUGAAUUUCACGUGAAAAUUUGGUUGGAAUGUCACAUUCUAAGUACGUCUUUAAAUUACGUGAAUAACUCGUCUUCAAUAGACGUGUUAUUCACCUUAAAUACCAAUAAAAUGUUUCGGGAAAUUCACGUUGCAAAUACGUGUUGAUUAACGUAUCUUUUUUAGGGAAUGUAUAUAUUAGUAUUCACGUGAAAGAUACGUCCUCGGUUCACGUAAAUAAUUCGACCUUAAUUAACUUAGGAAUCACGUAAUUAUUAUCCUCAUAUGACAUAAAUAAAACAAGCCUAUAAAGUAUUAACAAUGUAUUUAUUUAGUAGAAUUUAGAGACUUUAAAACAUUUGUCUUGUGUAAUUAUUAUACAAGAUAAUGAACCAAAAAUGCUACCGACCUAAAGACGCAUUAAAAAAUUUGCUAACACAAAACACAACACAGGUCACUUUUUAUUUUGACGACACUUUCUUGUUUUUUCACGACACUUCAACCCUCGAGCAGUGAGGUAAACGUUAAUACGAAAGGCAUUAUUAUAAAUAAACCCGCCUAAAAUAAAACGAGGGAAAUAAAGCUCUUCACGUUUCACUUUCACUUUUUGUUGUAAGAAAUGUGAAAUGUGAGAAGCUGAUAUUAGAGAAUUAGAGGUUAUGAUCAUCGAUUAUAAAAAUCGAUUAUUUUUAAAUUACAGUUAAACUAUUCUACUUACUUUAAAUUAGUAUUACGUAUUUUCUCUUUGUUUUUAAAUUUCUUCUGCUAUUACCUACCUAAUUGGUCUUACUAAAAAUCUAUUUCAAUACCAGAAUAAUAUAAAAAAAUAAUCCUAUCGAAACGUAUCUAUUAUUCGAUAAAUCGAUUAAUUUAGUUUUCGAACCAACUAUGUUAAUCACGUAUCGUGGUCACGUGAUAGUAUUUAAAGGAGGAGAAAGGCUUAGUAGUACGUCAUCACCGCACGCGAUUUAAAAAUUAGACUCGACAUUAUUUUAGCUGUGAUAUUUUUAAAGAAAAAAAAUAGCAAAAAUAGCUUCAAAUCAAGGUUGGAUUGAAAUAGAUAUGCUAAAUGAUUUUAAAAGCGAAAUCAUAAACUUUUUGUUUAAAUAUUGGUAUUAUUUACAUUACUUUUACGUGGAAUACAUCUAAUUUUUCGACGUCCAUAAAAUACAGGGAGUAAAAUUCAAGCGAUACGUAUUUAACCAACACCGUUGUAAAAUUUUGUUUUCAAAAAUAUUUCUCAAAAUUUAACCAAAGGAAGUUAUUUCUGUUUCGUGAUUAUUACGUGAAAUAAACGUACCUUUGCGAUGUAACCGACAUUCACACCUAUGAUAAAAAACAUGUACAAUAUUCGUCAUUAUGAUUUUAUAUUAUUCUAAUGUCAAACAUGUAUAAAGGAAGCUCUAAUAUAUUGGUGAAUGAUUUGGCACUGAAAUACGUUUUUUUCCCGUCAUAAAUCACCGAGUUACGUAUUCGUUGAAAUUUGCCGUAAAUUUAACGUAAUUAUCACGUAAUUGGGCUCAAGUCUGUUUGCUGGGUACAUAUUAGUAUUUUUGCUUUUAAACUUUUUCGUGUACUUUUUUUGUGUUUUUGUGCGAAUUAAAGUGUUUUCUCCAUUUAAAACACACAUAAUAAGUGUCAAAAUUAAUUGUAGUUUUUUGUCAGUAGACUAUUAAUUUUUAAGGGAAAAUUUAUAUAAUUACCAAUAUAAGAACCACUUAAUAUAUCUACCUAUACCCAUGAUACUAUAAAUAACUUUAUUUAUAGUAUCAUGCCUAUACCCCAAGAAAAUCCCAGAAUAUAUUGCAAAACCUAAGUUUUUGAACCUUUUAUUAGCAUUGAAACUUAUGACAAUUUUAAAAAUGUCGUACGGAUGACGUAUUCCCGCCUUCAAAAAGCGAGCAUUUGAUUGGUCUAUAGUUACGAGACAACCUACCUAAAAUAGUUUUUGAAUCCUUUCAGAAACUACGCACAUAGUUUAACGUUAAUUGACAUUUGGCAAACGUAACCUAUAAAACGGCAGUUGUGUGCUAUGACCUAUUUUAUUGAAAUAUUUGCCAUAAUGGAAGAAAAUAUUGAAAAUAUAUUAAGAGGUUCACCAAAGACAAUUUACUAAUUUAAAUAAGAACCCAAAAAAUCCAUACCAAGUUUAACAAGACAAUUCAGUCAAGUGUCAGAUUUCUCAAAUUCUAACAGGUUUUUUUUUGUUUUAUGGUAUAGACUUGGUUAUGUUGGUAUCUAGCAGGGUUGCCAAGCAGGUUAUGUUAUGUAGUGAUAGUUUUAAACUUAGACAAGGAAAGAGAGAGGACGGGUAACACUCAUUUAAUACACACGUUCCAAAAGUGAAGCCAGUUUUUGGUUUGUUUGCCACCAAAAACAUGGCGGUCACGUCAAAUAUAACAAUGGGUUGCCAGUGGUGGGUGUUCGUUGAAGGUUAAAAUUUCAUAAAAAAUAAAGUAAUUCCUUAUCUAAAAUUCGUAAUAAAAACAUAUGUAUGUAUUGAAACAUAUGUACGUAAUAUGAGCAACUUAAUAAAACAUUUACCGUACACAAAUUCUUCAUUUUAAAUACAUUUCAUGUUUUCAUUUUAAAUACUCAAUGCAUAACAAUACCCCAAAGAUACGUCGAUGAUCAAAAUCUCUGGUGGCGGUUUGGCUUCACUUUUGGUCAUAGGAUUACUCGUCCUCUCUCUUUCCUUGUCUAAGGUUUUAAAGAAAAACAAAUUUUGAUUACAAUUUUAUACAUCGUUACUAUUCUACCAGGGUUGCCAAGCAGAUUAUAUUUAAUUAUUUAAUAUGUUUAUUACCUGAUAGUUUUUAAGAAAAACAAAUUUUGAUUACAAUAAUAAUUGUAUACAUCGUUACUAUAGGUUUGUUCCAACACGACCGAGAACCGUCACGAAACGGUAACGCUCCUGCGCAGUAAAGAAAAUCCGUUCCAACAAAAAUAUGAUCGUCAUCGGAUCGUCCUUCCCACUGUUCCAACAAGAAUUGUGAUCUUUCGGUGACGGUUUCGUGAUGAUCAUUUCAGUAAUCGGGCAAAUGCAUAAUGUGCUGGUUGGACUGACUUGAGCACUAGGAUUUAAUUCUUUAAAUUUUUUGAGCCUUUGAUCGACUAAAAGCACAUAAGCUGUCACCAACAAAAAUGACAAAUAUAUGAUUACCGUCAUGGGACGAUAACUGGGCGAUACAAUUACGAACAUGCGCACAACAAACGGUACAAGUAGUUUCGUGACGGUUUCUGGGCCGUCCAAAAGUUCAUGUUGGAACAAACCUUAUAUUUUUUAUUCUAGUUGUCCUUGGUUCAGCUCAUAUGACUUUUUUUUCGUUUUUUAUGAUUUAGAUUUUAGAUAUAUGGCAUUUGGCAAUCUUACAAAUACGUAAUCCCUUAAUAACGUAAUCUUGUUUCUACCUAAAUAAGUGGAUACCUUAUCCGCUAAUAGAGAGAUUUUAGACCCUCUACUUUUUGACGUACGUUAAACGUAAAACGUUAUACUUGUCAUACGCAUUGAGAAAUAAAUAAGGGAUAACGUGUUUACUUAAAAUAGUUCUUGAAACCUUUCAGAAACUUCUCAAACAAAUUAACGUUAAUUGACAUUUGGCAAACGUAACCUAUUCGCUCCGAGCGUUAACAAAGUGUCAAAGCAAAAUCGACCGACCUGCUCAUGGUGGCGGUUUUUUGAAAUUUUAUAAGGACGCUUUGUGUAUGUUUAAAUGAGACAUUUAAAAAAAUGACAUUUAAGAAAAUAAAAACGCACUAUAAAUUCUUCACUUUCCAAUAUUGAUUAUCAGUUUGAUUUUGUAUGCAUAACCUCACUAUCGCAGUUUAUGUCAAUAAAUAUUUAUUAACGAAAAAGAAAAUAUUUUGUUGCACUAUAAAUUACAGUAUAAAUUAAUAACUAAUGAAUUCUAACAAUUGUAUUCGGUUAUUAUCACUACGAAAUAAAAUAUUCAAGUUUAACAAAAUAAUCCCAUAAGACUCAAUGUUAAAACGUCCUUACAAAAUCUGACAGCGUAUCACGUGACUGUACGUAGAGGGGAGACGCACGGAGCCAAUAAAACGGCAGUUGUGAACUAUAACUUAUUUUAUUGAAUUAUUUGCCAUAAUGGAAGAAAAUGUAUUAAGACGUUCACCAAAAACAAUUUACCACUUUAGAAACACAAAACAUCCAUCCUUUUAAAAGUUUAACAAGACAAUUCAGUCAAGUGUCAGAUUUCUCAAGAAAUGGUGUAAUGGGAACUUGCACAUAAAAAUAUUUUUGCAUAAAAUAUUUAAUUUAUGUUUAAAAAUGUUAUAUUCAAAAUAUUACAUCUUAACAAUGAAUAGUGUAGGUACAACAACUCAAAGUUCCGCGCCUAAAAUUUCCGUUUCAAACAACUUCAAAAGCGCGAGCUGGUGUCUGACGUCACCAACCAGCGUUCUCGUUCGCCCGUUCGGUGAGCUAUUGCACUGAAUGCAUUUUGCCAUUGCUAGUAGUUGUGCGUGUCGAAUAACUGUGUUUUUUGCUCGGUGUUUAUAUUAUUGUAUUUAG